Molecule: messenger RNA, 1172 nt
Organism: Apis laboriosa (Himalayan honeybee)
Lineage: Eukaryota; Metazoa; Arthropoda; Insecta; Hymenoptera; Apidae
Product: JNK1/MAPK8-associated membrane protein
Exons: 5
Coding region: 97-1032 (311 amino acids)
Biological process (GO): response to unfolded protein
Cellular component (GO): membrane
Molecular function (GO): ubiquitin protein ligase binding
Source: RefSeq, a predicted model, not a curated record
UUUCAUUAUAUAUAUAUUAAUUUAUAUUUAUAAUGUGUAUAUAAUAUCUGUAUAUAUAUAAAUAUUAAUAAAUAUUGUUUUUUCAUCUAAUUCUUCAUGUGCUCUAUACCAAAAUCAAAUGCUUUAAAUUUGUUUACUCGAUGUCCUGGGUUAUAUUGUGGAAGAGAAUUAUUAUCAGAUGGGAAUUGGAGUGAUUGUGGUGCAUGUCCUCGAGGAUUUAGAGCAAAUGCCUCUUCAAUAUGUGUACCCUGUGAUGAUGAACCAAUGCUUUAUGAUUGGCUUUAUCUAGGAUUUAUGGCAUUAGUAGCAUUGGUACUACAUUGGUUUUGUAUUGAUAUGGUAUCUAACCAGCGUAAUAUACCUAAGAAAGUGAUUGCAUUACAUUUGUCUGCUUUACUGGAAGUUGUUUCUGCAUCUCUAAUUACUUUACAAUUGACAGAUCCUGUAGGUAGUUUUAAAGUUAGAUCAUGUAGAGCUAUGAAACUUUCAGAUUGGUAUACAUUAUUACAUAAUCCUAGUCCAAAUUAUGAAGAAACUUUACAUUGUACACAAGAAGCUGUUUAUCCUUUGUACACUAUGGUGUUCAUUUUUUAUGCUUUAGGAACAGCUAUUAUGUUAAUAAUAAGACCAAUUGUAUCCAAGAAAUUUUUACCAAGGCAAGGAAAAUUUUCAAUUUAUGCUGCUCUUUAUUUUUAUCCUAUUUUAGCAUUAUUACAUGCAGUUGGUGGUGGUCUUAUAUAUUAUUCAUUUCCAUAUAUAACCAUAAUAUUAUCUGUAUUAUCUAAUGCAGCACAUUUUUCACUUAAAUUAAAUCAGUCAAUGAAAGCAUUGUUAUUAAGUUGUGUAUCAGAUAUGAAAAAUGCAAUAGUCAUUUUAGGUCACUGGCUUUUAUAUGGAUAUGGAUUAAUGGCUGCAGCAACUUUUCGUGGUUUUGGUAUUCAUCCAGCAAUGCUUGCUUUAGUUCCUUUACCUGCAUUGUUUUAUAUUCUUACAGCAAGAUUUACAGACCCACAUAAACUUCAUAUUGAAUAAAUAUAUAUUGUGAAACUGUUUAUUGUUGAUUUGAUCAUGAUUAAAAAAAAAUUCUUUUCUUAAAUAACAAAUGAUGGGUUAAUUAUAGAAUUUCUAUAUUUUUUUUCAUAUUUAAUUAAAUCAUGCAUAUUUAAUGAUAU